UUUGAUGAGUCGUGUUGCGUCAGUGCCUCCCUAAGUGAUAAGAGAGAUUGCAUGCACGUUGUAAAGUAGUUCUUUACGAAACAUUCAAUUUGUAAAAAAGACGAUCAUUUAAGUUGUGAGAAUUAUAUUGUACGAUAUGCCUGAACARAAAGCCGAUCGAAUGAAGUUUUGGCUUCGCGCUGAGUGUAAACCGAAAGAACGACGAACACCUUUGACUCCGAACGCKUGUUCACAUCUUCUUAAUGCAGGACAUGAAGUUGUUGUAGAAAAAUCCGCAGACCGUUGUUAUCCUAUUGAGGACUACGAGAGUCUUGGUUGUAAAAUUGUUGAACAAGGAUCUUGGCCAAGUGCUCCAAAAGAUGCUUAYAUUAUUGGAAUAAAGGAACUGCCGGAUAGUGACGAACCAUUGAUCCAUAGACAUGUAUAUUUCGGUCAUGCUUAUAAGGGCCAAGAUGGCUGGAGAGAACUGUUAUCAAGGUUUCACUCUGGUGGAGGUGAGCUUCUUGAUGUGGAAUAUAUCGUCGAUGACCAAGGUGUUCGUGAAGUAGCAGAGUUUGGUCCAAUGGCAGGGCUUUGUGGCUGUGCACUUGGAGUAGCGGUAUGGUGUCAUCAACAACUCAACCCAAACACAGAGUUUCCAAGUGUCACACCAUAUCAUUCUGAAGAAACACUUGUCAACCACCUUAGAAAUCAAUUACAAGCAGUAGCAAAGAAACGAGGUGUUACUUCAGUUUUUCCUAAAACACUCAUCAUUGGUGGGAGUGGCCGAUGUGGCAGAGGGGCUUCUUACAUCUUGGAAAAAAUAGGAUUCCCCAGUGAAUGUGUAACAAAGUGGACCCGUGUGAACACCAAAGGUGGAGGACCAUUUCCUGCUAUUCUGGAAUUUGACAUUUUUGUCAAUUGUAUUUUCCUCUCUAAGAAAAUCCCACCAUUUCUAACUAAAGAUAUGCUACUAACAGAUAACAGGAACUUGACAGUCAUUUCUGAUGUGAGCUGUGACUGUACGAGUCCUGACAAUCCAAUUCCUUUGUACGAWACUGUAACAACAUUUAGUGAUCCAGUUCAUCAUAUUGCUUUGAGUCACUGCAGCAAGGWAAUGGAUAUCAUAGCCAUUGACCAUCUGCCAUCAUUACUGCCAAGAGACAGCAGUGACAAAUAUGCUCUUAAACUGCUACCAUUUUUGUUAAAGCUUGACCAGGCGGAUACAUUCCCUGUCUGGAUGCGUGUAAAGGAAAUAUACCRACAAAAGCUUAAACAAGCAUUAGCAGGAACUAUUGUUCGCAGGCGCAGGACAUCAACGGCUAGAGAAGAAAUGGAGGACUCUUCGUCAUCCUCAUCUGACAGUGAAUCAAGCCACGCUGAUCAAUAAUUAGCGAGAAUUUUWUUUUAUUUUGAGCACUUCUCACAGCAUAUACUAUAUAUUUACAAUAUGUUCCAAGAACAAAGACAGCUGAAGAAUGCAUUAUUAUGCUGUCGCUAACUGAAUUACAGUAUCAGACGUUUAUAAUGCUAUAUGUAUAAUUAUUCUGUAUGAAAAGAUAUCUCACUCGUUGGCUGCGCUCACUYGUGAGAUAUCAAUUGAACACUCGAAGAUAAAAUUUGUAUCUCCUCGUGCCCAUGUAAUAUCUUCUAUAUAUCUAGAUCAUAUACAUGUUUAAUGCACUUUCCUGUUAUACUUGUAGCUUGAUUUCUUAAAGAAAUAUUAAUUUAUAGCUACACAGUCAUGUAGUUCAUAUUGAGUACCUGUCACAGGGGGAUGUAUUAAUUCAAAGUCAACUUGGCUGCAAUAUUACCAAAUAAUAAAUAUUUUAUUUACAUGUA
Molecule: messenger RNA, 1821 nt
Organism: Actinia tenebrosa (Australian red waratah sea anemone)
Lineage: Eukaryota; Metazoa; Cnidaria; Anthozoa; Actiniaria; Actiniidae
Cellular component (GO): cytoplasm
Molecular function (GO): saccharopine dehydrogenase (NAD+, L-lysine-forming) activity
Source: RefSeq, a predicted model, not a curated record